Molecule: messenger RNA, 1325 nt
Organism: Prorocentrum cordatum
Lineage: Eukaryota; Dinophyceae; Prorocentrales; Prorocentraceae
Source: the annotation of a GenBank genome assembly
GAGGUGGGCCAAGGUGUCCGAGGGCAUCGUGCAGGUGGCCGAAGACCAGCCGGGCCUCUACGGCACGCGGAACGCGCAGUGGGUGCGGCUGAAGCACAUCGCCACAAGCAAGUUCCUGUUCUUCAUGAACCACCACGGCCCACUGCCCGUGGACACGGGCGGCAAGUGCGGCGGGAAGGUCACAGCCGCCAACCUGAUCCGUGUUAUUACGGCGAACGCAGUAGAAGGCGACGCAAUUAUUGUGGUCGGCGACUUCAACGCGGCACCAGCUUCAGAUACGGUCAGCGGAUUGUCGCAGUAUUUGGUGCAUAUUUUUAACGGGGCGAUGUGCGGCGGCAUCGACAACAUAUUGAGCAACACGCCUCCUUCGUCCGUGAUCGGCACCAGAAACCUGGGGGACGGCGGCAGCGACCACGACGCCAUCCAGGCAGUCAUAGAGAUCGGCACUGCGGGCGGCAUGGACCCGAACGGACCGGCGGGCGUCGGAGAGGGGGACCACACGACCCCGCCGCCCGCUGGGCAAGCGCCGUCGCCGGAGGGCGGCUGCAAGUGCCAGUGCAAGUGGGCCCACACUCCAGGCGCGUGCGACGCGAGCUCCGUGGACCAGAGCUGCUGCUGGCAGCAGUGCUGCUUGGAGGUCGGGAUUACCCCCGCGAACAGCGGCGGUGGUCUGGAACCCGUCGCCGCGGAGCCAGAGGACGCCUGCGAGUGCGAUUGGGCAACGCCGGCCGCCUGCAAAGGACCCAGCGAUGGCACUGUGUGCCAUGACAAGUGCUGCAGCGAGCUGGGAGACCAGGGCGGCGACGCAGAUCCGCCGGCAGACGCAGCACCAGCAGACGCGGCACCAGCAGACGCAGCAGCGGAAGACGCAGCAGCGGCAGCAGACGCAGCAGCGGAAGCAGACGCAGCAGGGGCAGCCGCAGAAGUGGAAGCAGCAGCAGUGCUCGCUGGCGAGCAGGAGCUGAACAUGUGAGGGGCUGGAAGCCCGGUCUGCGCGGCGCAGCGUGGGCGUCGACCUGUUUUCCACACCAUAGCAAGCUAGGAUCAGCAGCCGUUGCUAUGAAUACACAAUUGUCACACAUGUUUGUGUAUUCUCUCUCCUCUGUCCCCCUUCCCUCCUUUCCUCCCACCUCUUCCUCCCCCCUCCUCUUCCGCGCACCCGCCGUGGGUGCCCUCGCUUCUGCGCGAUUAACCCACGCGCUUCGUAGGCCGCCUGGGCCGCGGCAAAGGACGCAAACCCCGCGGGCGCGCCUCGGGUGUCGCAGGAGCCGAGCAGCAGCAGUAGUCGUUUGUAGGAUCGCACUUCCUCGGGCUUGCGGGCAGAA